CCUGUUUUAGCCCCUUAAAGAGGGUGUACUUAAUUAAGGUUAACGCCUAGUUACAAUACUUAAAGAUAUAAAUUAAGAAAGAGUUCUUCCUUACUAGCUUCUAGACAGCCUAUUACAAGGCUAUUACAAAAGACAAUAUCUAUAGAGGCUUUAGAGGCGCAGGACUAGUUCCUUUUAACCUAGAGCGAGUGCUAUUGAAGCUUGAUGUGGUCCUUCGCACGCCAACACUACCACCACCAGAGACUACCCCAUAGGGAUCCAAAACACUAACCAGCGCAAAGGAGGUUGAGUCACAAACGUUGUAUAUCUGUGAGCGCAUGCGAUUGCACAGAGAUUCGCCCCUGUCUCCUAUUAUGAAAUCACUUAACUUGCUUGCUAGAGGGGUUGCGUGGAUAGACCAUGCCAACGUGUUGCAGAGAAGGGAAAUAGAUAGCAUAAAGAAGGCUAUUAAGGCUCUAACAGCGCAGUGUGGUCGCAAAAGAAAGUAUAUCUAGACAGAGGAGGCUCUCACAGUUAGUAAGGUACAGGAUAUAAUAGCUAAGAAGGACAGUGGUGGUAGUGAGGCAUCUGAACAGUCUAGGAAGAAGGUGCGCAAAGAGAGGCACUGUGGACGUUGCAGCAAGACUAGCCACAAUUUGCGCACCUGCACUGCAGAAAUAUUAGAUGUAGAUAAUAGUGCUGCUUCUAAAGAGUAAUUGUAGUAAUUAUAAGUAUUAGUACAGUG
This is a messenger RNA of Didymella exigua CBS 183.55, 724 nucleotides long. RefSeq lists its product as uncharacterized. The record is from RefSeq and is a predicted model, not a curated record. The coding region runs from base 318 to 494 and encodes 58 amino acids. NCBI's taxonomy places the organism in Eukaryota, Fungi, Ascomycota, Dothideomycetes, Pleosporales, Didymellaceae. The transcript is spliced from 2 exons.